AUGUCUCCCGCCCUCGCGAGCGCCGCGAAAACGAUCAACGUGGACGAUGUCGACGACUGGAUCGUCGUCAAGGACGAUCGCUCUAUCGAGAAAGGCUGGGGAUUCUCGCUCUUCGGUAAAGAAAACGAAGCGACGUUUGAAUCCGCGAAAAGAAAACGCGUCGAUAAAAUGCUCAUAAAGCACGGCUACGCAAAGACGAGGUCGGAUGUGGAUGACAUGAUCAAAGACGGACGUGUGUGUGUGGGCGGUGCGCCAGUUGAGCGCGAAUCGCGCGUUUUAUUGUCGGCGUUGACCGUUGAUGGUAAGGCCUUCGUCCCGGUCAAGCGACGCGCGGGGACGCUCGAUGACGACGACGAUGACGACAACGAAUGA
Ostreococcus lucimarinus CCE9901 is the source of this 372-nucleotide messenger RNA. RefSeq lists its product with no specific name. The transcript has a single exon. Bases 1 to 372 code for a protein of 123 amino acids. The record is from RefSeq and is a predicted model, not a curated record. Gene Ontology annotation, molecular function: RNA binding. Lineage: Eukaryota; Viridiplantae; Chlorophyta; Mamiellophyceae; Mamiellales; Bathycoccaceae.